AUGUCUGAAAUGUUUGCCCGCAGGUUUGAGAAGGGGAGGAUCUACAGCUACAUCGGGGAGGUGGUGGUGUCCGUCAAUCCUUACCGUGCCAUGAACAUCUACGGCCGCGACACCAUCGAGCAGUACAAGGGCCGCGAGCUGUACGAGAGGCCGCCGCAUCUCUUUGCCAUCGCUGACGCUGCUUACAAAGCCAUGAAGAGGAGGAACAAAGACACCUGUAUCGUCAUCUCAGGGGAAAGCGGAGCAGGAAAAACCGAAGCCAGCAAGUACAUCAUGCAAUACAUUGCUGCUAUCACCAAUCCCAAUCAGAGGGCCGAGGUCGAAAGGGUGAAAAACAUGCUGCUUAAAUCCAACUGUGUCCUGGAGGCCUUCGGGAACGCCAAGACCAACCGCAACGACAACUCCAGCCGCUUCGGCAAAUACAUGGACAUCAACUUUGACUUUAAGGGAGAUCCCAUCGGAGGCCACAUCAACAACUACCUCCUGGAAAAGUCCAGGGUGAUUUUCCAACAGCCAGGAGAGAGGAGCUUUCAUUCCUACUACCAGCUGCUGAGAGGAGCUCCGGACUCUCUGCUGCGCUCUCUUCACAUCCAGAAGGACCCGACGGCUUACAACUACAUCAAAGUCGGAGGCCAAAUUAAGUCUUCCAUCAACGACGGAGCAGAAUUCAAAGCUGUAGCAGAUGCCAUGAAAGUGAUCGGCUUCACGGCGGACGAGAUUCAGACUGUUUACAAGAUCCUGGCCACCAUCCUGCAUCUGGGAAACCUGACGUUCGGGGUUGACGGUGACGUGACGCUGAUAGAGAACCCGAAGCUGGUGUCUGUGAUCAGAGAUCUGCUGUCCACCAAAGAGGAAAACGUGGAGAAGGCCAUGCUGUACCGAACUGUGGCCACGGGGAGAGACAUCAUCGAAAAACAGCACACGACGCAAGAGGCCAGCUACGGGCGGGACGCUCUAGCAAAGGCCAUGUACGAGCGUCUCUUCUGCUGGAUCGUGGGACGGAUCAACGAUAUCAUCGAGGUGAAAAACUACGACGCCAGAAUCCACGGGAAGAACACGGUUAUCGGGGUGCUGGACAUCUACGGCUUUGAGAUUUUCCAGAACAACAGCUUUGAACAAUUCUGCAUCAACUACUGUAACGAGAAGCUGCAGCAGCUUUUCAUCCAGCUGGUGCUGAAGCAGGAACAGGAAGAGUAUCAACGAGAGGGAAUCCCCUGGAAACAUAUCGAUUACUUCAACAACCAGAUCAUUGUGGAUCUAGUGGAGCAGCAGCACAAGGGGAUCUUCUCCGUGCUGGACGAAGCCUGCAUGAAUGUGGGCAAAGUGACGGAUGAAGUGUUCCUGCAGGGACUCAACGGCAAGCUGGCCAAACACGCCCACUACACCAGCCGCAAGCUCUCACCCACUGACAAGAGCCUGGAGUUUGACAGAGACUUUCGCAUCAGGCACUACGCAGGCGACGUGGUGUACUCAGUGGUCGGUUUCAUUGAUAAGAACAAAGACACUCUGUUCCAGGAUUUUAAAAGGCUGCUGUAUAACAGUUCUAACCCGGUGCUGAAGGCGAUGUGGCCCGAGGGCAAGCUGCGCAUCACCGAAGUCACAAAGAGGCCGCUGACGGCUGCAACGCUCUUCAAAAACUCCAUGAUCUUGUUGGUGGAGAACCUGGCCAGCAAGGAACCGUACUAUGUUCGCUGCAUCAAACCCAACGAUGUGAAGUCUCCGCUGCUGUUCGAGCAGGAGCGCUGCAAACAUCAGGUGGAGUACCUCGGGCUGCUGGAGAACGUCAGAGUGCGACGAGCCGGCUUCGCCUACAGACAGACGUAUCCUCGUUUUCUACAGAGGUACAAGAUGAUCUCAGAGUUCACGUGGCCAAACCACGACCUUAAAUCAGACAAAGAUGCCGUGAAGAGGCUCCUGCAGGGCUGUGGUUUCGACCAUGACGCGGCCUACGGAAAAACCAAAGUCUUCAUCCGCACACCGCGUACCCUCUUCAGCCUGGAGGAGCAGCGGGUAGAGAUGGUCCAGAGGAUCGUCCUCUUUCUCCAGAAGGUGUGGCGGGGCACCCUAGCCAGGAUGCGAUACCGGCGGAUGAAAGCGGCCCUGGUCAUCCUGCGGGCGUACCGACGGUACAAGGUCAAAACAUACAUCAAGGAGGUGAACCGGCGCUUCAAAAACGUGCGAUCUAUGAAGGAUUACGGCAGACACGUGAAGUGGCCAACGCCUCCGAAAGUCCUGAGAAAGUUUGAGGAGGCUCUCAGGAACAUCUAUAACAGGUGGUGGGCGUGGACGCUGAUCAAAGGUCUGUCUCCAGAAGAGGCCCUGCAGGUGAGAGCCAAGGUAGCCUGCCUGGAGGCUCUGAAGGGCCAGAGGGUCGACUUGGGACUACAGAGGGCCUGGGAAGGAAACUACCUGAAGCGAGACAGCCCCGACUCCGCUUCAUCUUUCACACUUGUUUCCAGCGAGUUGCAGCGGAAAGACAAAUUCAUGAGAGUUUUAUUCUCCUGCAACGUGCGAAAGAUCAACCGUUUCCACAAGGCGGAGGACCGGACGGUGCUCAUCACUGACCGCCACCUGUACAAGAUGGACCCCCUGAAGCAGUACAAACCCAUGAAGAGCAUCCCCCUCUACAACGUGACCGGAGUGAGCGUGUCUCCUGGGAAGGACCAGCUGGUCGUGUUCCACACCAAGGACAGCCGGGAUCUGGUGGUGUGCCUGCAGGGGAUGGUGCCCGCCAACGAGAGCCGAAUCGGGGAGCUGGUCGGCGCCCUGCUCAGCCACUUCAAGAGCGAGAAGAGGAAGCUGCAGGUCAACAUCUCUAGUCCCAUCCAGUGCAGCAUGAGCGGCAGGAAGUGCACGGUCAUCGUGGAGCCCAAGAUCAACCAAUCACAGCCAGACUUCACCAAGAGCCGAUCUGGUUACAUCCUGGCCGUCCCUGGCAACUAAACCAACGGGCCAAAAAGCGGAAGAAAAGAAAAAUAGCUGACAGCUGAUUUCAAAACCACGCCAGGGUGAUGAUGAAGAUAAUGAUGAUGAUGAUGAUGAUGAUGAUGAUGAUGAUGAUGAUUCAUUUCUGAUUCACUUGUGUUUUUGCAGAGCUGCUGAUAAUGAGAUGAUUCAGUUUGCAGCUCUUUAGGAGGAUUCGGUUAAUUGGAUCUGUGAAAAUUGUAAAGCCAUGCCAAAUUGUAGAUUUCUAUGCAAUAUAACUUUAAACAGAAAGUGUGCAAAAACACUUCCAAUUUAAUGCUUAACAGAUUUUUCUUUUUUUUACACACUACAUGAUAAUGAUAAUCUACCAAAGUAGCGUUUCUUCUAGUUUAAAAUCCAAAUUUUUAAGGUGAUUUUUUGUGCAAUAUUUAGAUAAAAUAUCAUAAAAAUAAAAAAAAGGCUUUGCAGGGCGUAUGAAUCCCUGCAGCUCCCUGUGCAGGAGCCGGAUCUAAAACGAUCCCUGAAAAUGAAGCAAGAUGAUAUUUAUGUGUGACAGAAUCGAGGAAAACUCUGUUUUUGUGAUUUAUGUACUGAGGAAUAAUUAUGUCAAUGACCUGAAUUGAAGACUUACUUUCCCACACGUUAAAUGAAAGGAAAUGCAGAGUCCACUUUUAUUUCAGUAAAUGUUUACAAUCACAUGUGGAAACAGCGAGGAGGAAAAAUGUGAUUCAGUGAUUCAGCUUGUCUCAUUCAUUGUUAGUUUGUUAGUCAGAGGAUGUGUUGAGCAUAUCCUGAACAUCGCGAGUUAUUAUAAUUUAAAUUCUGCUUUUCAUAAUCUCUACUACAACGUCUGUCCUUUUAUAUAAUAAUCUCUAAUACUGCUUGUAUAUUUAAGGUUAGAAAAUACUUUAUUAAGCAUAGAAAUACAAUGCUAUACCUGAAUAACAGAAGGCAAAUAUGAAGACAAUACCAAAGUAUUUAAGUUCAUAUUCUCUAGUGUAGCAGCUGAGUGUUUGUGGCCAGUAUUGUGUUAUCCCACGUGAACUCCAGCCCCUGAACACAACCCCAUUUGCCGUCUUUGUGUUGCGUGAAUAGGCUAAUGACUUGUGGUGGCCCUUAGUCGUUUGGAAUAUCCACUUGACAAAUAUCCCCUUCAACACAGAGGGAAAAAAAAAAGAGUGUGUGAGUGCGACUGUAGGCGCGUGUGUGUACUGUGUGUGUGUGUGUGUGUCUGUUAGCUCUCCUGUUCUUGGCUCUGAGACCGAGAGUCUGGCUAAUGGCCACAGAGAAGCAGUGCAGACAGACGGCUGUGAAGUCUGUAAUCAGGCUGCUGUCCUACUUUACCGCCCUGUUCCAUGAUGGGAGUGACUUCAUGUAUGAGCAGAAGAUCUUUGGAGGCCUGAUGUCCGUCUGAUGCUGCUGCUGCUAAACUCCAUUCACUGUUCUCCAGCCAAUUCACACAAGUCUCAUCAUCAGCACUUGAACCCCAGGGACCCCCCUGUGUGUGUGCGUGUUACAACGCUGUAUGUAAAAUCACAUUCUGGGAUACCAAUAUCACGUUGUUGUGGAUACAUUGUGAAAGUCCAAAGGCGUAAUGAUGGCAUGACUUUCUCUACGGCGCAGUUGCAAUAUUUGUUGUGCUUAUAUGGUUGAUAUAAUAUCUAUUUUGUCCACAGAUAGAGUAGACUACAAGUCUAAGAGUACAAACAUGUGUGUUUUCAUUGCUCUAAAACUCUACUCAAAGGUUAGAGUUUCAUAUUGGCCAUGGUUAUGAGUUAAUAUAAUUAAUUAGCUUAUUAUUGAAUCUGUUCAAAAACAGCCUCACCACAAGUUAGCAUUCGAGCUAGCCUCUAACAAGUUAGCCAGCGUGACACAUGCUAAUGCUACACCAUGUGCUCUCCUAGUUUCUUUUCAUGUUAUCUUCACUGGGCUUUUUUUCUUUCCCUGUCAUUUUGUCCAAAGGACUGUCCUUAAUUACACAGAGUAAUCCUGCUGAAGUAAGAGGAAAACUCCAAACAAGUGCUAAAUGGACUUUUUAUCGAGCUAACUGCCGAUUCGUAAAUGUGCUAGCUCAGAGGCUAAUGGGAUAUUAGGUUUGUGCCGUUAACUCAAGCGUGCAGCCAUUGGUGUCCCCUUUAACUGACUGGACAAAACAGAAGUUGAAGUCCUUAAAACCAUCCUCUCUCUGGACUUUCUUACCCUCCAUUUCCCCAAAGGUUAGCACUUUUUAAGGGAUUUGCAAUAGGUUAAAAGUGUAAAUGUUCAUGUCAACAUGCACCAAAGUCAAACUUGACUUCACCUUCCAAAGCAAAAUUUGCAGCCAUCCGAUUUGAGUCUUUAAUUAGGUUAUAAUGAAAUUUGCACAUCUGCACUUAAUUAAGAACAUUUUGUCUGCUGAUCAAGAUUAAGACUGCAUUCAUACUAACAUUCAAAUGUGGCCUGAAUCAGACCCCUGUGGGACCUCAGGUCACUUUUGCCAGUGACAACAUUGGAAUUAUUUUCUAAACUUUUGUUUUCCAAGUCAAGAAGCAGUUUCUUUGAAUAUCAGCUUUAAAGCAGAAAUGUUAAAAGUACUAGAAACACUUUGAUUCCAGCCAUGGUCUUAAAGAUAAUAUGACAAAUGUUUGCCAGGGUCUCUUAAGACCAGAAAAUAGAAAUGGUUUCACUUUGUGCCCACAGAGAUUUUCUGUACUGUCUCUGCACAAAGUAAAGAUUGGCGACUGUGGGCUGGAGAUCGACAGCUCAAGGUCAGGAAUCGGAGCUCCCUCUGUGUCUGGCCUAGUUGAAGAGGCAGAGCCACUCUUGUCGACUUUAAUUCACCAGGAAGGACAAAUCGUUAGCAGUCAUUUUAGCCACAGUAGCAUUGUGCCUAAGUGUUGUCUGAACAACUCGUUUAUCUUAAUUAGUUUGCAAGUACUCGUGGAGCAAAUGUCUUUCCUGCCUGGCAGAGCGGUGGUGGCUGACCUUGUCCUGUUGCUCGGUUUAAAAAAACACAACUCUCUGAUAGAGAAAGGAGUCAUUUGGGGAAACUGGUUCAUGGAUUAAGGAAGUGACAUGGAUAGCGUUAAUAGGCGAUUUUCAGAGGAGCUCAAGCGCAGAGGCUGCCUGUGAUGAGUGUGUGUGUGUAAGUGUGUGUGUGUCUGCUGCUCUCCAUAUCCUUCAGCAGUGUAAUCUCCCACAGGGCCUCUCCUCCUCUCUGCUCCGCUAUUCACCACUCAUCAUUAGGAUGGACUCCGUGUCACUCCUCACUUCAGCGCUUCUCUCUCCGCUUUCUUAAUGCUAAAGGGGGUUCGUGAACAAAGCCUCGCUUGGCCUCCUCUUGCUUUUCCCUCUCCUCAACUCCACUCCACCCCUCCCUUACUCCUUACACUUUUUUUUUCCUCACUCUUCUUCUUCUGUCAGAUCACUUCGCUCCUCGCCCACUCCGGCUGACUGUACCGUCCUGCAGUGAACGUUUUCCUAUUUUUCUUCUUUUUUUUUUCCUUCAGCCGUCCUGUGCCCUUGAGGCGUGGAAAUAAAAAGGGAAACAACACCAGCAACAAGAAAUAUCCAACAAACGAGUACAGAGCAGAAACAAGACGUGUCAAACAAUAGGACAAACAUGCAGCAGCAACAAAAGAGAUAUUGGGAUCCAAAACCUAUCACAGAUAACAAGAAUGUUAUCCUAUAUAUUUUUUAUGAAUUACAAAUCCCAGUAAAAAAAUUGAAAAUAACAAUGUGCCAAUGGCUGCUCAGAUCUAAUGCAACGCUCAAAUAUUCAGCUGGGGUGUUUUCUGGAGGAUUUCUAAACCAGUUAAUGUUCCCUCUAACCAUCUUUCAGAGUACUCCCCUCAAACGGAAGAACACAUCUCAUUUCCAUGUGUGACUUUUUCUUGCUAUUCUGUGAACGUGUGAGUACAGUAAAGACCGAGAGACAGUCGAGCUACAGACCCAGAAACAGCCUGAAAGUAGAGGGGUUUAUAGGCAUGAUCAAAUACAGGAUCAGAGUGGAUUAAGAACAAGAAACUUCACACACGUUUUGGGGAGCUCUGAGACUUAUUUGUUGAAAAGGAGUAUAAUACGUGACCUUUAAACAGUUUUUGAACCACAUUGGAUACACACAAUAAGAUCAAUUUAAAGGUAUUUGGAGGUCUUCUAAUGUUGACUACAGAAUACCACCACAUUAAUGAUUAGUUUUGUUCAGCAAAGAUGACUUUUCCUCUCUAUUAUUCGCCUAAACGCAGGUUUAAUAAUCAAAUGAUCCCUUUACCCCUUCCUAAUUACCACUUUUAUUAAUGGGCGUAAAGAGAAUGUCGGUUAUAAAUGUUAACACAAGAAGAUGUGUGCCAUUGUGUUCUUCCCUUCACUAUUCUAUGCAGUUUCAUCGUACACUUGGGGUUUUUUCCAUACAUACAAAAGAUUCUCAUUAUUAUGCCCGUCAUUGUUAGCCAAAAGGGUAACACGUUCCAUUUUCUUCUCCAUAAUUUAUUCCUGUGGCUCAAAGCAAAGUCUGUAUGCACACACCUUUCAUUCAAUAAGUGCCUUAUUUUAUAUUGAGUUUAUAUUUUGCAUAUUUGUGAUUACAUUCCAUCGGUAUACUGUAAUAUCUAGAUCAAGACUAAAGGGAACGUCAUCGCUGUAAUACUAUUUCUGUGCAAAUGUAUUCUGUAUAAAUGCAGAUUGUGUAUUCCAUGAUGUUCAUAAAGGAAAAAAAUGUCAUUAAUCGUUAUAUUAAUAAAUGUAUUUGCUUCAAUAGCUGAU
This is a messenger RNA of Labrus bergylta (ballan wrasse), 7665 nucleotides long. NCBI's taxonomy places the organism in Eukaryota, Metazoa, Chordata, Actinopteri, Labriformes, Labridae. The record is from RefSeq and is a predicted model, not a curated record.